This is a messenger RNA of Carassius carassius (crucian carp), 3309 nucleotides long. RefSeq names its product T cell activation RhoGTPase activating protein a (gene tagapa). Gene Ontology annotation, biological process: signal transduction; regulation of Rho protein signal transduction. NCBI's taxonomy places the organism in Eukaryota, Metazoa, Chordata, Actinopteri, Cypriniformes, Cyprinidae. Gene Ontology annotation, molecular function: GTPase activator activity. The transcript has 9 exons. The coding region runs from base 1080 to 2954 and encodes 624 amino acids. The record is from RefSeq and is a predicted model, not a curated record.
AUUAUGCAUCUCAUGUAAAAAAAAAACAAAAAAAAAACAUGGGGGCUGGACGGUUUCAUGAACGAUAGUGAGUCAGUUGGCAGACACUGUCAGAUUCUGAGUCUCAAAAUGAUGGUUUUUGUUACUCUAAAAAUUCCCGGGGUAUAAUUAGCAUUUUCAGCAAAAUAGUGAAUCAUUAUAGAAGUGCUUUUACUGUAAACACUGGCCAAGCUUAAUUUUAUUCCCAUUUACCAGAAACUGAAGAAAGAACUCAAAUAACUGUAAUGCAUUUUAUCUAACAAGUGAAAUGUAAAUGUGAAUGAUUGCUGCCUAAAGAUAAUAAUCUCAGUUAUUUAUGACUUUACCUCAGUUUUGUAUUUUAAUACAGAAAGAUGUAACAUGAUAUGCAUGUUUUUGAGUCUGCUUGCCAUGUAAUUUGAUCUUAUUGCCAUAUCCUCUUUCAUCCACGUGCUACCUGUUAUGUUCCUGUUCACACGAGUGACGUAUUUCACACUUUCCACCCUCUGCCACAACAACUUGCCUUUCGUAGCUAGAAAGGUGUUGAUGGUGGGAGCCCGUGAUGCUGCUUCCUGUCUCCAUUGCACAUCAAAAUUUCCCCUCUGCCCGCCCACUUUGAUUUUGUGCAGAGCUGUGGGCUGUUUCACUUCAGUCUGUCUGAGUCUCUUGGUAGAGUCUGUUCUACUCCUGAAUCAAUGUAGACUUUUGCUUUCUCCAGCCACCCACACAGUUUGACACCUGGACUGAAUGCUUUAGAGUGGUAAGUAACAUUUUUAUUUACAUUUAUUUUAUAUUAUAGUUUUGUUUUAUUACUUAUUUUUUUCAGUUUUGAAGCUGUUAGCUAAUUAAGUUAUACAUAUAAUGCUUACAUUGUUUGUUACAUGUGCUUGAAGAUUCAAAUUUAAUUUAACUUAAUUUAAUGCAUUAUUUGUGCCAUGAACUCCAGGUGUUGAUUUGCAAAGUUUGAUUCUGUGAUACAUUCUGUAUUAAGUUGCUAUAGUUGUAUAAUAACAUCUGAAACCAUUUUUAGGUAAUCUUACCUGGAUGACUGCAUCUAUUGGUCCUCACAUCACAGCUAAUCUAUGAAGGUGCUGAGUGGUCACGGCGUGUCUAAAUCAUUGACCCAAAGCAGCAUGGACGUAAUCAGCAUGCCAGCCACAGUUGUCCCAGUGAAUACAGGAAUUUCCUUUAGUCAGCAGACUAAACCCAAUCUGACCAGCAUCUCCCACACUGGAAACAUCAACCAAAGGCGCUGGAAGAGCAUCUUGCGACGUGUCCAGAAACAGAACACGGAACAUCCCAAAAACACACUGUUUGGGCAACCCUUGUCUGAUAUCUGUCAAAAAGAUGGGUGUCCUCCCAAAGCAAUUAUGGAUAUCCUUAUCUUGCUGCGGAGAAAGGGUCUGUACACUGAGGGGGUGUUCAGGAGGGCCGGGAAUGCCAGGGCUCUCAGAGAGAUCAAGGUGCAGAUCAACGAUGGGAUAGAAGUGGAUCUGAAAGAGCAGUCUGUCUUUUUGCUUGCUGAUCUUGUCAAGGAUUUUCUUAGACAGCUACCUGGCGGUUUGCUAAUGGAGGAGAAGUGCAAAUCCUGGAUGACUGCAAUGGAAAAGGAAGGUGAAGAUCAGAAGCGUGCUGAAAUUAAAAUGGUGAUCAACACACUUCCCGAGCCAAAUAUUCAGCUCUUGAAGCACUUGAUGGUUCUGCUGUACCACAUAAGUGAGAAUGCAGAUACAAACAAGAUGGUUUCCAUCAAUCUGGCUACAUGCGUUUCCCCCAACUUGCUCCAAAGAGACAACUUGGAAAAAAUGGAAGAGGUGACGAAACUGACUGAGUUUCUCAUUGACAACUGCCCUCAAAUAUUCGGUGAGGAUGCGCUGGCACUCUUUGGAGACUCUGAUGAAGAUGAACUCAGUGAUAACCAAGACUCUAUCUCCUCGCAUCAUCUUGACUCUGCGUAUGACAGUAAUGACCCUGAUGCAGACGGCUACAAGGGAAGUAGUUCUGACAUGGAUUCUAUCAAAUCCAGCGCUGAAGAGAAAUCGCAGGAACAUUCCAGCACAGAGGAACUUUGGACCAAAAAACUGACUCGCAGACGUUCAGAACCAGUAAUCAACUUAAGACAGGGAGUUCAGCAGCAGUUUUCCCUCUCCAGGAGCCAGACAGAAAUGGACUUUUAUGACAAACACUUAACAAAGCAGAUCUCUGAUGACUAUAUUGCGGUUAGAGCAGGCAACAGCUUGGGGAACAGCUUUGGGGCCAGUACAACCUCUAAAGACUGCUCGUUUUGUUCUUCAAGUUCACUUGAGAGUUGUUUCUCCAGUGCUUCAGAGAGCUCUAUCCACAACAGUCCACUUAUUGAGCAUUUAUGCACUCAGAGAAAGGCCCUUCAACGCAAACAUUCCUUCCCCACCCGCCAAUCAGCACCUGCACCGAAUCGCUCGGAAACCCCAAAAAGACGCUCGCAAUCCAUGAAGGGUGCACACGUCAGAAGCAGGACUGUCUUCGGGCGAAGCGGCUCCACCAAACGGGCCAUUGAGAGAACCCUACGACACAGCCAGACCCUACCUGAGGUACUGAAUCCUCAACCGGAGCCAAGACGCUUGUCUAGCGAGGAGAUUUUCCAGCAGGUGGACAGCAGGAUACCAAGCGAUCCUCCAAGUUAUCAGCAAGCUGUUCAGGUCAAUUCCCAUGUUGCUCUCUCAAGCUGUAAAUCGUUGACUGUUCAGGAUGCCAGAUGUCUGUCAAAGCACUCGAGAUCUUCAAGUGAAGAGACAUUGGAUUUGUCUUCUGGGAGUGAACAUUUUGAUAUCCACAACACAGACAGUUCAGAGACAUGUUGUGAUAGUAUGAGUGGUUCCUCCUCAGAGUUGAGACAGAGGACCACAUCUGAAACUGGGUAUGAAGCAUCAAUACAAGUUUGGUGCAAUCAGGAAGACCUCAGAGAGACAUAUGUCUAAUUUGCUGCACAUUUUUAUUAUUGUUGCUACUUUUUGGUAGAGGCAAAAUGUCUUUGCAUAUGACCUCAUAAUGAGGCGUGAACAUUUCAGGGCUUCAAGUACAAUUCAGACAUAGAGUUGUGCUGAAUAUGUUGAAUUUAAUUCUUCAUUUUAGUCCUUUUUUUUUGGAUAGUUUUUAUGCUCAUAUGAUUUUUAUUCUCUAUCACCCCAAAACCAGAUAUGUAACUAAAAGGCACUUUGAGGAAAUUUCACUACAAAGAUUUUAAGUUUUUGUGCAAUGUUUGCAGAACUAAUGUACAUGCUUAAAAACAAUGUAAAUCCUAAGUCUUCUUUUGAAAUAAAGACAUGAAAUAAA